Messenger RNA from Corylus avellana, 1212 nucleotides. The record is from RefSeq and is a predicted model, not a curated record. NCBI's taxonomy places the organism in Eukaryota, Viridiplantae, Streptophyta, Magnoliopsida, Fagales, Betulaceae.
AUGGAGCAGAGAUCUCAAGAAGCUCCGACUCUUGGAGGGCAUAUCAUAUUCGAUGGACAUGACGAAAAGUUCCUAAGAGAAGUCUUUGAGGAACUGAUUUCUCAAAGGUAUGAUGAAAAAAGAGCAGAGAGUGGAGAACAUGAUGAAACCAAUGAUUUCCUUCAUCCAAACAACGAAGGCAGGGAUUUCUCUGAUAACUCUUCCACUGAAUCCGAAGAAAACAGCAACGAUGUCUCUGACCAGUCUUCCCAAGCAUCUGAUGAAUACUCUUCCAAUGAAUCCAAUGAAAGCAUCUCUGAUCAAUCUUAUGAAACAUCUGAUCAAAGAGAUGAUGAUGGUGCAUCCCCCGACUCCUUUGAACAGAUUUAUCAUUGUCUCUCUCAGAUUGAAAAGUCUCUCCCCGAAAAUGGCGACAAAAUCAUAAUGCCAACUUCAGCUCUCAUGCAUCUCCUCGGUCUCGAAAUCCAGUACCCUACGCGGUUUGAAAUCCGAAACGAAUCUUCCGGGCGAGUUUCUCACUGUGGGGUCUUGGAGUUCACCGGCGAGGAGGACGCCGUCUUCUUACCAGGUUGGAUGAUGGAGAACAUACAGCUGCAAGAGGGUGACCGUCUGAUUGUGAAGAAUGUGAGCCUUGAAAAAGGAACUCACAUGAAGUUGCAGCCUCACACCACAGAUUUCAUUCACAUCUCCAACAUCAAGGAUUUGCUGGAAGAUAUACUGAGGAACUUCUCUUGCCUGACAACUGGAGAUAAUAUCAUGAUCAACCAUAACAGCAAGAAGUUUUACGUCAAUAUAGUAGAGACCAAGCCUUCUGCUGCUAUAAAUAUUAUUGAUACAGAUUGUGAGGUGGAGUUUGCUCCUCCACUAGAUUACAAAGAACCCGAAAAACCAGCACCAAAGAAUGCAGCUCCGGUCAAAGAUCAGAAACAGAAAGGGAAGUUCAUACCAUUCCAGGGGUUGGCGAGGCGGGUCGAUGGGGAAAGUUCAGCAGAACCAGAAUUAUCUUCUUUCCUGAAACAGCAAGCAUUGGAUCCUGCAGAUACAAUGGCAGCUCGACCAAAUUUAGGUUCGCACAGACUUGAAGGAAAACUAGUGUUUGGUUCCCGUGAAAUCCAGCCAAUGAAGAAGGUUUCAAAGGAUGAUGUUCAAGGAGAAGCACCUAAGAAAGAGGAACAACAAUUUCGGCCAUUCACAGGAAGAAGUAUAAAUUGA